Messenger RNA from Podospora bellae-mahoneyi, 1553 nucleotides. RefSeq lists its product as uncharacterized. Gene Ontology annotation, molecular function: glutaminyl-peptide cyclotransferase activity; zinc ion binding. The coding region runs from base 426 to 1553 and encodes 375 amino acids. The transcript has 2 exons. The record is from RefSeq and is a predicted model, not a curated record. Lineage: Eukaryota; Fungi; Ascomycota; Sordariomycetes; Sordariales; Podosporaceae.
GUUUUGUCCAACAAAGCAAAUGCCACCAAUUGUUACUGUUGCUGCCAUGCUGUUAGGCGUUGUUUGACCAAUUCUUUCUUUUGUGUGUCCCCGGCUGGCUUAAUCAGAUACGUACAGAGCGUAGUGGCUUUUCCUUUUUUUUAUCCUUCCAGGUUGAUUGCUACAUACGGUUGCGACGAGAAUACCCGGUGUCGAUCGAAUUGAUUGAUUGAUUGAUUGAUUGCACCUUGACGACCGAACGGCGGCGCUUCUUCACGACGGGAUUAGAUUCGAGGGAACAGACAGAAGAGCAUGAGACGCUAGACAUCCCCUUUUGCGUUUCAACCCGCGGCGGCCAACAGCGCAACCAAGCGAGCGAGCGAGCGCAUCGCAAUUCCCAUUUACCUACCUCACAUACCACCGCGUCCACUUGAACAACUCCCACGAUGCGCCUCCUCUCAACAACAACCCCCAUCGUUGUCCUCCUCCCCCUCCUCUCCCUCACUACAGCCUACACCCCCCUCCCUGACUCCCUCCUCUCCUCCAUCACGCCCCCACUUCCAACAGACUUCGACAUUCUCCCCUCGCAACCCCUCUCCCUCCUCUCCCCGCUCCUCAUCCCCCGCGUCCCCGGAACGCCAGGCCAAAUCCGCGCCCAAGAACAUUUCAUCAAAUUCUUUACCAAAAACCUCCCCGAAUGGGAGAUUAAUUGGCAAAACUCCACCGGGACGACGCCCGUGACGGGGGAUAAGCAGGUUCCCUUUCAGAAUAUAAUACUCCGGCGGGAACCGCCCUGGACGAAGAAACGUGGGCCGGGGCAGGCGAGCUUGUUGACGCUUGUGGCGCAUUAUGACAGCAAGAUUGAGCCAAAGGGCUUUAUCGGGGCGACGGACAGUGCGGGGCCUUGUGCGGUGUUGAUGUACACCGCGAGGGAGAUUGAGAAGGAGUUGGUCAAGAUGUGGGGGGCACAAGAUGGGGGGAAGGUUGAGGAGGGGGAGGAAGGGAAGGGGAAGAGGGGGGAGGAUGUGGGGGUCCAGAUCUUGUUGCUGGAUGGGGAGGAGGCUUUUGAUAGGUGGACGGAUACGGAUAGCUUGUAUGGGGCUAGGUCACUGGCGCAACACUGGGAGGCUAACCCCUACCCGGCCAUGUCCAAGUUCAAGAACCCGAUGAGGCAGAUCAGCUUGUUUGUCUUGUUGGAUUUGUUGGGGAGUGCUAGUCCGAGGGUGCCGAGUUAUUUCCAGUCGACGCACUGGGCGUAUCAGAGGAUGGCGAGCAUUGAGGGGAGGAUGAGGCAGAUGGGGAUAUUGAAGACGAGUCCCAAGGAGCCGUUCUUGCCGGAUGGGGGAACGAAUUCUACGCAGUUUGAGAGUCAGGGGUUUGUGGGGGAUGAUCAUGUACCGUUCAUGGCGAGGGGGGCUCCGGUGCUGCAUUUGAUUCCUACGCCGUUUCCGAGGGUGUGGCAUACGAUGGAGGAUGAUGGGGAGCACUUGGAUACUGAGACGUUGAGGGAUUGGGCGAUGUUGGUGACGGGGUUUGUUUUGGAGUGGAUGGAUGUUGGGAAGGGGAAGUCAUAG